ACUUAAAAUAAGGGCUGUGUUUUGUGUAGGCUUACAAUUGCGUUUUGAUAACCGUGUGAAUCUCUCUAUGACAAAGUCACAUCAAUAUAUUCACCUGUAUUUACCCCCCAAAACAUUUUUAAACGCCAAUUAGCUGCUAAUGUGGUUAUCAUAAAGAACUACAAAUGCCAUGAUGAUCUGGACGAGACUGCCGAAUCCGGGCAAAGGUAAGGCUCUGUUAGCUAAAUGUAGUAAUUAAUACGUUUUGGGGAAAAAUUGUAAAUUGACACGAUACCUGUUAACAAAGGCGUCAGCUAGAUAUGACGUGCAGGGAUUUGUAGUCUUGCAUGAUGUCUACUUUGAUGCUAAAUAGCAUUUUCAAAACUGCAAGUAAAUAGAGAUUAAUAUAUUGAUAAGUCACAUUAACCAGGUAAAUCUAUUUUGGACAUCAAAACGUCACACCAGGAUAAGCCUACAUGAAACACAGCCCUUAUUUGAAGUAUUUCUAAAAUUCCAUGUCGAAAAAAGCUAUGGUAGAAAAACUUUGGAAAAAAAACGAUUGGAACCAUUUCCUUGAUUGACCUCUAGGUUUUAUAGUAUUAUGAUACCUCCACAGAAACUCCUUGCUUGGUGAGCGAAAAAACGCUACCUGCUGGAAAAUACAGUUAUCGCUCUCACUUCCUCUUCCUCUCUGCUAUUAGCUUUUAUUUAUUUUAUUUUUUAAAUAUGCCAUUGUCAAAUGAACUGCCAUUGUCUGUAAAUAUAUAUAUAUUUUUAAACGCCUCUUUCGUUGCGUUAUUAUUGGGGGGUGGGUAAAUCUCGAGCAAGCGCGUUCCCAUCUCUCCGCUCCCCUUUAACCAACCAUGGUUACGUGUGCGCUCCCGCUACUAAGCGACAAGAUGGCGGUCGCCGCCGGAUCAGGCGUUAAGGUUCCUCGUAACUUCCGGCUGCUUGAAGAGCUGGAAGAAGGUCAGAAAGGUGUGGGGGAUGGGACAGUGAGCUGGGGAUUGGAAGAUGAUGAGGACAUGACCUUAACAAGAUGGAGAGGGAUGAUCAUUGGCCCUCCUAGGACAAUCUAUGAAAAUAGGAUGUACAGUCUGAAGGUUGAAUGUGGUCCCAGAUAUCCAGAGGCACCACCGUUUGUCAGAUUUGUGACUAAGAUCAACUUGAAUGGUGUGCACAACUCCAAUGGCGUGGUUGACACACGAGCAGUGUCUGCACUGGCCAAGUGGCAGAACUCAUACAGCAUCCGUGUGGUCCUGCAGGAGCUCAGACGACUCAUGAUGUGCAAGGAGAACAUGAAGCUCCCCCAGCCACCAGAGGGCCAGAUCUACACCAACUGAACCCAUGUUACUACUCUCCUCCUUUUCCCCCUCUUUUGUUUUCAGUCAUCCUUUCACCCCAUCUACCACCUCCCUCCUUUUUUCAUUCAGGUGCCUGCCAACACUCAAGCGUACAUACAUACAUACACAUACAGAUAUAGGGACCUACAUGUAUGCACGUGUACAUAAACACAUAGACAUAGGAACAUACAUGUGUGCGAACGCAUAUGCUGACACACACAAACAUGCAAUCACUUCUGUAUGCGCCAUUCCUAGGCCCUGGCCCCUCCCCUCUUCCAUCACUGGAGCUCUGGUUGGCCUAAAGAAGAGGAGGCAGGCGGAGUCAUCGGUCCACACCAGACCUGAUCAUUCGAAUACUGUACAUCUUAAUCUUUUUUUAUUAUUAUUUGUUAUAAAUGCAGAUUGUACAAUAACAUAAAUAAUCUCGAGUGUACAUUUUGUGUGCUGCCUUUUUGUAAUAGAGAAAGAACCCCAGCCUGUCAACAGUGUCCUUGUUUAUAAUUAUAAUCCACCAAUUAUGCGAGUAUUUGUGGAUGUUGUUCAGUGCAAUAUGUAAAUGAGACAUUUUCUUAUCAG
Molecule: messenger RNA, 1898 nt
Organism: Oncorhynchus kisutch (coho salmon)
Lineage: Eukaryota; Metazoa; Chordata; Actinopteri; Salmoniformes; Salmonidae
Product: ubiquitin-conjugating enzyme E2 variant 1
Exons: 4
Coding region: 843-1322 (159 amino acids)
Source: RefSeq, a predicted model, not a curated record